This is a messenger RNA of Zeugodacus cucurbitae (melon fly), 1639 nucleotides long. RefSeq names its product peptidyl-prolyl cis-trans isomerase D (gene Cyp40). Gene Ontology annotation, molecular function: peptidyl-prolyl cis-trans isomerase activity; protein binding. Gene Ontology annotation, cellular component: intracellular membrane-bounded organelle. Gene Ontology annotation, biological process: protein peptidyl-prolyl isomerization. The transcript is spliced from 6 exons. The coding region runs from base 87 to 1223 and encodes 378 amino acids. Lineage: Eukaryota; Metazoa; Arthropoda; Insecta; Diptera; Tephritidae. The record is from RefSeq and is a predicted model, not a curated record.
CUGCUGCAACUGUCGUGUAGCGGCAUGCCAUCUUUAUAUUCUACUUGUUUAGUUGUUUAGUAGACAAGUGCAUUUUUUGGUUAAAAAUGAAUAAGUUGUUGGAACCGGUUUGUGAAACCAAUCCUUUGGUCUACUUGGACAUAACAAUUGGAGAUGAAUUUGCUGGACGUAUGGUGAUUGAGUUGCGCAAAGAUGUUGUGCCCAAGUCAGCGGAGAAUUUUCGUGCACUCUGCACAGGUGAAAGGGGUAAUGGUAAAUUGGGUAAACAAUUGCAUUACAAGGGCAUACGUUUUCAUAAGGUAACACGACUUUAUGUCGCACAGGGUGGCGAUGUUGUCAAUAAUGAUGGCACCAGCGGUGAGAGCAUUUAUGGCCCGGUUUUUGAGGAUGAGGGUUUUACAUUAACUCACGAUGAAGGUGCCAUUAGCAUGGCCAACUAUGGCGAGCCAAACUCGAACAAUUCACAGUUCUUUAUUGUCUCAGUGUCGAGCAAUAAUCUGGAUGACACCAACGUGGUGGUCGGCAAAGUUUUACGCGGUCUAUCCAUUGUGUCAGAUAUGGAGCUUGUGUCGUCAGAUGAUGCCAGACCGCAGGAGGACAUAAUCAUUACGGAUUGUGGAGAAAUACACCCGGGUGAAGAUUGGGGUUAUCUGGAUAACGAUGAGACUGCAGACAAAUUGCCGCCUUACCCACGUGAUUGGGAUAAAAAAUUCGAGGCAUAUACUAUCGAGGAAAUGGUAAAUAUACUAACUGGUAUACGCAUUGCGGGCAAUCACUUUUUCACGCAACAAAAAUUCAAUGAAGCACGUCGUAAGUAUCGUAAAGGAAAUCGUUACUACAAUAUAUUACGUUUACGUUUCGAUAAACCGGAACAUAAACAUCUCGCAUGUGCUGAGGAUGAUGUCAAGAAGUUGGAGGAAUUUUCAGUACUUAAUCACACGAAUUUGGCAGCAGUGGAGCUGAAGUUGAAGAAAUUUUUGGAUGCAAAGCAUUCAUGCUCAGAGGCAAUUGGCCUAAAUGAGGACUUUGCCAAGGCGUACUAUCGCCGCGGCCAGGCGAAUAUCGGUUUAAAAGAGUACGAAAGUGCUAUUGCCGAUUUAAAUCAUGCAAAUGAAAUAACACCCGGUGAUAAGUGUAUAUUAAGUGAAUUAGCACGCGCUAGAAAAUUACUUGCCAACUACCAUCAAUCACAAAGGAAGGCAAUGAAAAAUCUCUUCAAAUAACCAUUGUGGACCUCGCUAACAAAACGUGUUAGAUACUAUCUGUUUAAACUUAUUUGCUUCUCUUCUCUAUUAUCUACAUGCAUUCACAUAAUAGUUAUACAUACAUAUAUACAUAUAUUUUUUACUACUUGUAAAUUGGUCUGCUGAAAAACAGAGUACAUUUAUAAUAUUAAUUAAAAGUGAUAGACACACACACAUACAUUCACACAUAGAAUUAUUGUUAGUAUAAAUCUAUAAUUAGUAAAUACAUACAAGGCUGUUUUAUAUUUGCCCCUUUUUAAAUCCACUAUAAUUGUUAAAUUAACAUAAAAUAUUUUGCAAAUAAACAAAAUGAGGCUACUCACUGACAUUCACACAGUUGUAAUGAAAGAAAAACAAUAAUAAUUAAUACAAAUACACAAUAAUAACUUUUUAGA